AUGAGACCCACCGAAUCCCCAACAUCACCCAUAUUAUCCUCCUCCACCACCACCGCCACCACCAACCCCCGCCAAUUCCCGAAAUCCAAGCUCGUAUUCAUCUCCAUGACCGUCCUCCUCUCUCUCCUCCUCAUCUUCUUCAUCACUUCCUCCGCCUCCACCCGCCACCGCCACCCCUCCACCGCCCACCGCGAGGUCUGCCGCGCCUCCCGCAACCCCACCGCCUGCCAGGCCUCCCUAACAACAAAUUCCCCCACCGUCCUUCUCGCCGUCCAAUCCGCCGUCGCCAUCUCCUCCCAAAAUCUGGACACCGCCGUCGGUAUGGUGCACCACGUCCUAGCAGAUCUGAACCGCUCGGACGCUGCCCGCACGUGCCUCGAGAUCCUUGGGUACGCCCGUCACCGGAUGAACCUCACGGGUGAGGCGCUGGCGUACACAUCACCAGCCUUGGGGGACGCGCGUGCGUGGGCCAGCGGGGCCCUCGCGUACGAGUACGGCUGCCUGGCUGGCCUCAAGAACGUUAACGAGACUGAGGCUUCCGGCUUUCUCAACUCGUCCCUUAUCCCGUCCACGGCGGACGUGCUCGGUAUGCUGGCCAGCUAUUCGGCCUUUGGGGAAAAGACGGAGUUGUGGGCCCCACCAAGGACCGAGCGUGAAGGCUUCUGGGAGCCACUUGUGUCUUCUUCUUCUUCUUAUUAUUCUUCUUCUUUUUUUCCUUCUGAUUUCUCUAGACCGAACGUGAGCGUGUGCCGCGAAGGCGGGCAGUGCGAUUAUGGGACGGUGCAGGAGGCCGUGGAUUCGGCUCCCAAUAAUAGUGAUUGGCGGUUUGUGAUAGGGAUUAAAGCUGGGAUGUACGAGGAGACGGUUAGGGUCCCCUUGGAGAAGAAGAAUGUUGUCCUUCUCGGCCAAGGCAUGGGUAAUACCGUCAUUACAGCUAAUGCCAGCGUGGGCCACCACGGCCUUACCACUUACAAUACCGCCACUGUCGGUGUUCUUGGUGAUGGAUUCAUGGCAAGCGGUCUCACAAUACAGAACACAGCAGGCCCGGAAGCUCAUCAAGCAGUAGCUUUCCGGUCAGACAGCGAUCUAUCCAUCAUCCAAAACUGCGAAUUCAUUGGCAAUCAAGACACCCUUUAUGCCCACAGCCUGCGGCAGUACUACAAAUCGUGCCGCAUCCUAGGGAACAUUGAUUUCAUAUUCGGACACUCAGCCUCUUUUUUCGAGGACUGCCUCAUAUUAGUCGCCCCUCGGCAAGUCGAUCCAGAAAAGGGCGAGAAUAAUGUAGUCACUGCCCACGCCAGAAUAGAUCCUGGCCAGUCUACAGGUUUUGUCUUCCGGAAUUGCGUGAUAAACGGAACUGAUGAAUACAUGCGUCUGUAUCGUGCGAAACCCGACGUGCACAAGAAUUUCUUGGGCAGGCCGUGGAAAGAGUAUUCGAGGACGCUUUUCAUUAACUGCACGUUGGAGGCUCUUAUUGCGCCUGAUGGGUGGAUGCCCUGGGAUGGUGAAUUUGCACUCGGCACCCUCUAUUUUGGUGAAUUUGGGAAUACGGGCCCUGGAUCUAAUGUGUCCGGCCGAGUAGGCUGGAGUAGCCAGAUACCGGCCGAGCAUGUGAAUUCAUACACCUUGGAAAAUUUCAUUCAGGGCAAUAGAUGGGUCACAGCAUCUUCUUGAGAUCAUAGCUGAGUGAUGAUAUUGUUUGUCUACUUCUGGUGCCAAACUUGACUCGCGAAUAGUAGAUAGUUAACCAACAUCUAAUUUUUUCUUCCCAUAGUUAAACAUGUAUUUGCUGCUGUGCUGAGUAUAAGACCAGUAGUUUUAUGAUUAGGCUUGCUUUUGCAAAUAUUAAGAAAAUUCUUAUGUUUUUAUCUUUCAACUUAGAUACCAACAUUGGCAGAAUGCAAUAAUUAAUUGUUGUUACAUGUAGAAACUAAUUCUUUACUGAUGCAGUUGAUUUGGGAGUAAACAAAUGGGAGCAAGUUGUGGAUGUCGUAUGAUUUUUGAAAGUACCCCUUGUUUCCCAUUAAGCUGAAGAAGAGAAAUUUCAGUUAUUGGAAACUACAAAACCGAUAAAAGUAUAAGCAUAGUGACAUUCUUUUUUCUUUUUUCCUGGAGAAGUUUUCUCCGAGAUGAUGAGAGGAAAAGCAAAUAUGUUCAAGAUUGUAAUUGAAUGAAGUCCCUCAAUCCCGAGUCCUUGAGUCACCAUCCAAAGAAUAAAAAAAAGGAAAAUAAUGAAACAUAACAAAAAGGAAGGACCAAAAGUAACAUAUCCACAAAACCAAAGUGCUCAAAGCAAAAUCUCUAUCUACAUACAGAGACUCCAACAUUCAACAACUCUUAUACCAAUCAGAAACCUACCCAAUUCAGCUCUUGCUCAAUGCCGGUGGAGUAGAAACUGGUAACUCACUAUCCGUCCAGUUCGUCUCGCCCCAAUGCCUCAACAUACCCCGCCAAUUGCAGUACUGGUCAAUGCACUUGUUGACCCUCUCGUCUCUCACCUUAAUCCUCCAGUGCCCGUCCGAGUAGUUCCCUUUCUCCGCCUGUCUCCUGUCCCACUCCAGUUGGGCCUUCUGCUUGGACGCCAAUAGACAAAACUCCUUUAGCUUAUCAGGCAUGGCAUCGUGCACCCUCCACCACUUGGCGUGAGCCUCGUCACUAGCAAACUCCCGCAAUAUGUCCACAUUCCAGUUACAAUCAUAGUCCCUGAAGCACAUCCACGGCUUGUUCCCCAAGUAGUGAAGGACAUACAGAAUCGGCGGGUCGGCCUUAAAGAGAGCAACCUUCUUUCGGCGGACGAUGUCAUCAUCUCCGGCCCAGAAGUUCUUAAGGAAGUUCACGUGCUUGGGCAGUCGAUGCCACCAAGUGAAUAUCUCGUUCAAGUAGCCCUGGUCCCCGCCGUUGUACGACUCGAUCUCGUUUAUGUGGUCCAUCAGGAGCCGAAAGGUGCAGUUGGAGGGCUCGAUCACCAUGACGCCGGAGUUGAAUAGGGUGCCGUUGUUGCCGGUGGCAGAUAUCUGCGGCAUCCCGAAGAGGAAGUCGAUGUUGCGGAGGAUUAGGAGGUCGGCGUCGAUGAAGAUGAUUCGGUCGUAGUCCGUCAGCUGCCAGAGCCGGAACUUACUAUAGUUCCACUCGUUGUACGCGUCCUUCUCGGCCCUGGGGUUUCGGAUGCGGGCUAUGGUGCGGACUUUCCAGCCGGCCAUCUCGAGCCCGCUCCUGUGGUAGCCGCUGAUUGUCUCGUCCACCAGUAUGACGAGGUCCCUGGUGGACCCCGACAUGCGGAUGCUCUGCGCUGCUGCGAUCGCCCCGCACACGUAGUCGUGCGCCGAGUGGAGGAUCGUGGCAUACGCCUCCCGCCGCACCCUUUCUCUUCCCCAGUACUCGUGAUAUCUAUCUCCUAUUUUCAUAUUAACAUUUACACAUUGUUCUCCUUCUCAAUUAAAAAAAAAAAAAAAU
Molecule: messenger RNA, 3453 nt
Organism: Striga asiatica
Lineage: Eukaryota; Viridiplantae; Streptophyta; Magnoliopsida; Lamiales; Orobanchaceae
Source: the annotation of a GenBank genome assembly